Symbiodinium necroappetens is the source of this 780-nucleotide messenger RNA. The record is from the annotation of a GenBank genome assembly. NCBI's taxonomy places the organism in Eukaryota, Dinophyceae, Suessiales, Symbiodiniaceae.
AUGUUGGCUCGUGGAAGAGAUGGUUGGCAUCCGUUCACAGCAUGGAGGUCGUUGUGGAUUCCAGGCGCGAUGGCGAAGAAGCCCUCCGAGUUGGACGUCAUGAAAGAAGUUGACGUGGCCACCAUCUCCCAAAGACUUUCGAAGCCAAGUCUAGCAAACGGCUGGACUCUGGUUGGAGAUUUGGGGAUCACUACUACCGUCGCUCCAAUGCUCAGUAUCGUCUUCGCUCGUGCCCUCCAGCCAGAUUGGUAUCGGCAACUUCCAGACAGUGAUGUCGAGUUCAUUUUUCCCGAGCUCUUCCACGGCUUGUUGUAUGGUCUGUGCUGGCUUCUGGGAGGUCUUGCACUUGGUGCUUUCGAGACCAAGGCUGUAAAUCCUAAGAACCUCCUGGAGACUAUUCAGCGGACAGCAUGGGCCGCUGUGGCGACAGUUUGGCUGGCGUGCUCAGCCUGGCUGGUUUUAAGGGCAAAUGGCUGGCUUCCGGACAGCUACGCGGCCCUGGGUUAUGUGACCAGCGCAGCCUUCUUGCCGACUUUUCGAGACUUUUUCAUCGACCUCCAGUUUGAGGUGUGGUGUCUUAUUGCGUGGCGGCUGACACGAGCCGUUUCGGUUGAAGGAUCAGGGCUCUAUGCAGAAGGCAAGCGGUCCGACACUGGACUGAUAGACAAGGGCUUAAUCCUGGUUGCUUUGGUGUUGUAUGGUAUACGCAAGCACGCAUGCCUUCAUGGUCGCAUACAUACAGACAAGAUCCUUCAUGCAUCCUUUCUCUGUGUUACUUAG